Molecule: messenger RNA, 885 nt
Organism: Striga asiatica
Lineage: Eukaryota; Viridiplantae; Streptophyta; Magnoliopsida; Lamiales; Orobanchaceae
Source: the annotation of a GenBank genome assembly
AUGACACCAGUAAAAAUGCUGAUGGUGGAGGGCAUACCCAGAAAUGAUGGAGGCUAUCAUUCGACAGAAGCUGCAACUAAAUCCCCAGCUGUAAAAAUACAGCCAAUUGCAGUCCUUUCUAUUUCGGUGGUUGAACUGAAGGAAGUUACCAGUAACUUUAGCACUGAGUCACUUUUAGGGGAAGGAUCAUAUGGAAGAGUGUAUUAUGGAAACCUUAGCAAACAACCAGAUGAUGAAUUUUUAGCUCAGGUGUCUAUGGUUGCAAGGCUAAAACACGAAAAUUUUGUGGAACUACUUGGUUAUUGUGUUGAUGGAAAUCAACGUGUUUUUGCGUAUGAUUUUGCAUCUAAUGGAUCUCUUCACGACGUCCUUCAUGGUAUUAAGAGUGCUUCCACGCUUCUUAUAUUUAAUGAUUGUAGCAUUUUUCAAUCUAGUGAGUUUGUUAUCGUUAUCCCACAUAUGAUUCUGUUCUUUGCCUUUGGUUUGACUUGCAGAAAUUCUGGCCUCCUCAUAUUUAGAUGUUCACCCUAUUGGCAUAUAGAAAAUGGCCCUAUGUACGCAAUGACGGAACAGCUCAACUCGAAAAGUGAUGUAUACAGCUUUGGUGUUGUUCUUCUAGAACUUCUCACUGGGCGCAAACAUGUAGAUCACACAUUACAUCGUGGACAACAGAGUUUAUGGGUUACACCAAAACUGAGUGAAGACAAGGUCCGACAAUGCAUCGAUGGUAGACUUGGGGGUGAGUAUCCGCCUAAGGCUAUGGCUGCUGUUGCCGCACUGUGUGUACAUUAUGAAGCUGAUUUCCGGCCAAACAUGAGCAUUGUGGUCAAAGGACUCCAGCCUCUUUUAAAUACUCGACCAGGACCAUCUGGUGAAAGUGGGUGA